Messenger RNA from Neolamprologus brichardi, 1422 nucleotides. It is a transcript of the gene pcnp, whose product is annotated as PEST proteolytic signal containing nuclear protein. NCBI's taxonomy places the organism in Eukaryota, Metazoa, Chordata, Actinopteri, Cichliformes, Cichlidae. Gene Ontology annotation, cellular component: nucleus. The record is from RefSeq and is a predicted model, not a curated record. Gene Ontology annotation, biological process: proteasome-mediated ubiquitin-dependent protein catabolic process; protein ubiquitination.
UGCUAACAGCGCCAGAAGACGACUAGCGGUGAAAUUGAGUGGAGAAAAAAUGGCGGAUAACGAGCGUAAAAGGAGGGGUAACACCGACGACAGAGGGCCGCAGGAGGAGGGAGGCAGAGUGAAAACUAAGCCUGUCUCUUGUAGCACUGUGGGGGGAGAAGGGACCGCAGUCAAACGCACAUCCCAGCAUCUCACCCACGAAGAUGAAGACGAGUCUUCAGCAGACCCACCAGCACCAACCAAAGUCUCCAAAAUAGGCUUCAGCAUGAGCAGUCAAUUGGGGAAGAAAACAAACCCCAUAUCUAUUAAACUGGGAGCACCGAAGCCCAAAGAGACUGCGCCAUCACUUCCUGCAAAAAAGCUGGGCCUAGCGUCUGUUUUUAAUGAGGAUGAUGAUAGUGAACCUGAGGAGAUGCCUCCAGAAGCAAAGAUGAGGAUGAAGAACAUUGGGAGGGAAACGCCAACAUCUGCAGGACCUAAUUCCUUCAACAAGGGCAAACAGGGAUUUUCUGAUCAUCAAAAGCUUUGGGAAAGGAAGCUAAAGUCCCAAGCAGAAAACCUGUAAAUAACUACAGCAAAUUUUGUCACUACUAGCUAAUUUUGUAUAGGUUAACCAUGUUAAAUAUCAGUGAAGGCUCAGAUAAUUAGUCAUUAGAGUCCUAGUUUUUCCAACUUCUCUGUGGGUUUGUGAUGAUGAGUACUUUAAGCCUGCUUUGAUUGUGACUGAAUUUGUAUUUCCGCUUUGAAAUACUGGUUGACCUCUGUGUAAAAGGUGUGAACUGGUGAUGAAAAGAAAUUCCCCACUGUGAUGGCUACAAUUGUAUUUGCUUUUUUAGGUUAAUGAAAAAAAACAAAACUCUCACCUUACACCCCACAUUUUCCUUUGCUCCUAUCCAAAGCUGGUGAGCAAGUGUGCUGCUUGCUUAAUUUCUGUGUAAAAAUGUAAAUAGGAGUGCCACAGUGUUUUAUUUUUAAAAUGCCACAAAUCAGAGUGUGAGGCCCAUGCUGUCUUGAGUGUGAAGUACACUAGGCAUGGCAUGAGUUUGUCAGUUUCAGAUCCUUGGUUUUCACCGGCUGUGCCACCUCAGUGUUUAUGUUAUGCUUGCUUUCUUUUACCCAUUCAGGCUAAUUACUGUAGAAAUAUGUCUGAUUUCAUUUUUAUGUCCAAAACUAAUAUGUCUGUAGUUGACCUCUGUGUGAAACCCAGACUGAAUGCGGCAUGAUGUGGAUACCAGGGUGCGGGUAACAGUGCUGUUGAUAUGUUAAUCAGGCCAAUUUUAAGUUGCACCUCACUGAUAUACAUUGUGCUUUACAGUCUGGGGGAAAUCCAUCUUAAUGAGAAAUAUGAACUUUGAAUUUCUGUGGGUUGAGUGUUCUGUUAACUUCCCCUAAUAAAUUCAAUCAACGUUAUGCUGAAAUCUG